AUGAAGAAUACAUCUCAAUCUUUUCGGUUUGUUUUGAGCAUGGAGUCGAUAUUCAACAAUUUCCCCCUUUCCGCAGCCGUGACAGUCCCGCCUGCCAGCCGCCUCAUCAUCACUUCCGGGCAUGUGGGAAUGGGGCCCGAUGGAAAGCUCACACAGGGACUUGAGGGACAAAUCAGCAUGGCUUUUGAGAAUCUCGGCAAGGCCUUGGUGGCAGCCGCACCCCAGCUCGACUCAUCGACCAUCUGGCAACACGUGUACCAGAUCAACAUGUACUUGGCGGGUGAAUUAACGCAGGAUAUCAUUGAGACUGUUUUCAGGGUCCACCGACAAGUCAUGAAAGACUGCGAGCCGGCGUCCACUAUGGUUGGAGUCCACUCUCUGGCUUUUGGAAGCCUGUUCGAGGUAUCUGUGGUGUGUGCUGUCCCCGAGUUUUGA
Molecule: messenger RNA, 435 nt
Organism: Thyridium curvatum
Lineage: Eukaryota; Fungi; Ascomycota; Sordariomycetes; Thyridiales; Thyridiaceae
Exons: 2
Coding region: 1-435 (144 amino acids)
Source: RefSeq, a predicted model, not a curated record